AUGCAAGAUAACAAAAUUUACUUUACACCUGAAUCAGCCAUUAUUUUACAAGAAUUAAAAGUCAAAAAAUAAUUGAAACCUAGAUAAUUAUCUUAAGAUAAUCCUAAUAUUAAUUUAAAACCUAUUAAAAUACCAUAAAGAAGCAGACAAAUUUCAUUAACGAAAGAAUUAGAUUAUUAUGUAAAACAAUCAAUGUAAACAAAAAUCAAAGAAAAAUAAAAAAAAUUAAAUCAAGAACUUGAAUGUUUUAAAUAUUAAUAUAAAGAUAUCUUAUAAGAUAAUCCUUAUGUAAAUACUAAACUCAAACAAAAUUUUUUUAAUAUGAAAUUUUCAGAUGAAUAGAGAGAGACUUAUGCAAUUAGAUUAGGACGACUUGCAAUCAAACAUAAUCAACAAAUUAAAUAAAUGUAAAAAAUAGUAGAUGAUAUUCAUGUAUGUAUGAUAGAGUAAUUCUAAUUUAGAAAAAAUAUGAAGCUUAAAAUGAACAAUUAAACUCAUAUAUACCAAAAACUAUAGAGACUUAAAUUACAGAAAGUGAUUCUUAUAUUAAAAGUGGGAAAAUAUAUAAUCAUGAUAUAUUGGCAAAAUAUUAAUAAAUUAAAUACUAGCAUUUUUGGAACAAAAUACCUAAAACACUAGCACAUUGA
Paramecium sonneborni is the source of this 647-nucleotide messenger RNA. Lineage: Eukaryota; Ciliophora; Oligohymenophorea; Peniculida; Parameciidae. The record is from the annotation of a GenBank genome assembly.